This is a messenger RNA of Ilex paraguariensis (yerba mate), 1168 nucleotides long. NCBI's taxonomy places the organism in Eukaryota, Viridiplantae, Streptophyta, Magnoliopsida, Aquifoliales, Aquifoliaceae. The record is from the annotation of a GenBank genome assembly.
UGGGAAUCAACCUAUUCUUUUUAAAAUGCCUCCGUCCCCAUUUCAACAAUCAAAUCCAUCCAUUUCUCUCCUCUCUCUCUCUCUUCCCCUAGGCACACAAACAGCUCUGGCUCUGCAAUGAACGACAUUCAGUUUGAAUUACUUACUCCGACGACCCAUGUUUCCGCAGUUAUCCUUGAUUUGGAUGGGACCAUUUUAAACACAGAGCAAGCUACAAGGGAUGUUUUGAAGGAAUUUUUGGCAAGAUAUGGGAAGGUGGUUGAUAGGGAUAAGGAAAAUAAGAGAUUGGGGAUGAUUCAUAAAGAGUCAACAAUUGCUAUUGUUAAAGACUAUGAUCUUCCAAUCACACCUGAUCAAUACUCCCACUAUAUCAUGCCCAUGUAUCAGGAAAAGUGGCUGCAAGCCAAAGCACUUCCUGGUGCUAAUCGCGUUAUCAAGCAUCUCCAUAAGCAUGGAGUGCCCCUGGCACUUGCUUCAAAUUCUGUACGGAAGAACAUAGAUAUGAAAAUCUCUCUCCAACAAGGUUGGAAAGAAUACUUUUCAGUAAUCCUUGGGAGUGACCAGGUCAAAUCAGGGAAACCUGCCCCGGAUAUAUUUCUGGAAGCUGCAAAUAAAAUGGGUGUAGAUGCAGUUCAUUGCCUUGUGAUAGAAGACUCUUUGUAAGUUAGUUCUCAUUCUAGUUAAAUAAUAAAUAUAUAUUCUGUAUGUAAUCUUCAGCUUUAUUGUCAUAGUUUUGAAGUUUUCUGCAUAUUAGAUGAAUGAACCUCUUAGUAUAUGCUCCAUCCAAUAAGUUUAAUCCAUUCAAUCCAUAACUAUGGAAUCCCUUUUGUAAGCCUAUAAUUACACCCUCGACAAUUAGUUUUUUAGUUGACAUUGUCCUAGUAUAUCUUGUGACCUCUUAGGAAUCCAGAUGGACAACGGUUAUAUAAAUUAUGUCAUCAUGCAUUAGAAAAAAAUAUGGCAAGUUGAAAAAAUAUUUCACACAUGAAAUAACUUCUGUGAAUUAUUGGUUUAUAUUUUGUUUUACGCUCGUAUCAGCUGAUUGGUGUUUGUCACUCGCAACUUGGCAUUGAUAUUUCCAUAACAGAACAGUUAAAUUUUGAAUAGGGUUGUGGAUAUCCCAAAGUACCUCAACUUUCAUUUUUCACUACAUUGACAGAACAAUUGA